UCUGCUGGCUGUUUACGUUUUUGUCGGGUGGUUACAUAACAGCUCAUGCUGCCACAACCACAAGUUUAGUAGUUUAACUCGUUCAUCACUAUCAUUCCUUUCGACUCUAAGGAUUUUCGCUAUAAGGGUUUCAUCCUUUCUUAUCUUUACGUAAUUUAAAAUCCGUUGUAACAAUGGAACAUUUCAAAAAUACAUCAGCAGUUGCUUUAGUCGAACGACCAUCGUCGGCCGAUUUAGGUGUUCAGUUAGUUGAUUCAGAGAGGUCUGGUAGGAAAACACAAAGUGAUUUAGUAGAAUUGGCCACUCAAAUUCAAACAGCUGAUGCAUUUACACGCUCAAAUGUCUGUAACAAACUUCAAGUUAUUGCUGAUCAAGUAAGAUUUCUCCAUGAACAAGCCAGAAGGAUCCUUGAAGAAACAAAGGAAGCUGAAAACUUGCACCAUUUUGCCUGUAAUUUCAAAAAGGUUCCUGGUAAAGUUUACUAUCUAUAUCAAAGAACUUCAGGCCAGAAAUAUUUUGCAAUGCUUUCUCCAGAGGAAUGGGGUGCAAAUUGCCCUCACACAUUUUUAGGAGGUUACAGACUAGAGGCUGAUAUGUCAUGGACACCUACUUCUAAAGUAGAGAAAAAAGAUAAUGAAUUACGGUUGAUUAAUCAAAUAUUGGAUGGCAACAAGAGUGUGUCGGCUGCGAUCGAUAUGGAUCGAAAAAUCCCUCAAGGCCAAAUAACUUUCAAUUAAAUCUCUAAAACUGAAUUCAUACUUUUAUCCACUGUUAUUACACUGACUUCAAUUUGGUAUGCUGAAUUUCCAUUGCAUACCAUUAACUUUUUUGAAGUAAUUGAAGUUAAUACAAGAUAUUAUCACAAGA
Molecule: messenger RNA, 867 nt
Organism: Daphnia pulicaria
Lineage: Eukaryota; Metazoa; Arthropoda; Branchiopoda; Diplostraca; Daphniidae
Exons: 4
Coding region: 174-737 (187 amino acids)
Source: RefSeq, a predicted model, not a curated record